Molecule: messenger RNA, 867 nt
Organism: Ambispora gerdemannii
Lineage: Eukaryota; Fungi; Glomeromycota; Glomeromycetes; Archaeosporales; Ambisporaceae
Source: the annotation of a GenBank genome assembly
AUGGCGGAUGUGAUCGGAACAUAUAAAGCGGAAGAGCUUCUCGACUAUUUACGUAUGCGAUUUUGGAAAAUAGAAUCAGAAGUAACAAUAAAUGAAGAGGUUUUACAGAAUCAUACCAUAUGUUGCUCCGGAAUGCUACGACGACGACGACCACAACAAACUGGAGGUGGUGACGGUGGAAACGGUAAUAUUAACGGAAAUAAUAACGAGCCGACAUAUCAAAAUACGUGUACAGGCAACAGUCCUACCAUCGCUCAAAAACCCUAUUCAUCCGCGAAUCUAUUUGUACCUACGGGCACAACUACGCAAAAUAUGAAUGAUAUUCUUCCGACUUUCCCUCCUCCUACGAGAGAAAGAAAUUACUUUAUUCAGACAAUUUCCUCACAAAUCGAUGCUGGAAACAAUCCACCAGCAUCAGUAAAUACAAAUGCAGUCGUUUAUCAAGCCGUUCAGCAAACUGCUCAGCAAACUGUUCAGCAAACUAUUGGAACUGAGAGUAAAGAUAAUGGCUCGAAUUCUCAGACAAAAAUACAAAAUGCAGUGCCUACAAAAACAAUUACUGAGAAUAAUUCGAAUUCUAUUAGACCUUCAUCUAAUUCCGUCACCUAUAUAAAAUAUUUGACAUCCACUUUGCAAACUUCCUUCACAACAUUAAUUACAACCACUUUGGAUAAUUCUUCCAUAAAAAUAAUUACCUCCGUUGUGCCUACAUCUAAAGUAGUAGUUAUUCCAACAAAUAGUAUUCCAUCUAAUAAUGCUGCUCCUUCUUCAAGCUCUGAUUCAUUUCGGCUCAUUGAUACGAUUCUUAAAAGGAUAACAAUGACUUUGACUUUCUCUUUUGGCUUAAGUUUAAUUUUUAUUCGAUGA